Bursaphelenchus xylophilus (pine wood nematode) is the source of this 1092-nucleotide messenger RNA. NCBI's taxonomy places the organism in Eukaryota, Metazoa, Nematoda, Chromadorea, Rhabditida, Aphelenchoididae. The record is from the annotation of a GenBank genome assembly.
AUGAAGACCCUCAUUCUUGCCGCUUUCGCUAUUGCCGCUGUUGUUGCUGACACUUAUGGUGGAUAUACGAGCUUCGUUUUGAAGAAUCAAUGCAAUCACGUGAUUUCUGUGUAUCGGACAGGAAAUAAUCGGCCGGAGACGGACCAGUGCAUCCUGCCGACCGGUAUCGGAUGUGCUAUUGCCUUCAAGAACCACACUCGGUUCGAGUUCAGGGCGAACAAGGAAGGUGAGUAGUGGAACGUGCUGUGUUUUACAAUUAGAUACUAAUUGGGAACAAGGGUAUCCUGCACCCGAUUUGACUACUUGACCCUUGCAAAUAUCUGAGGGACAACCUCCCAAAGAUCAACACACCUAUGAAGGUUCGAACCGCGGUCCAAUGAAUGAACCAACAAAAUAUUUCUAUAAAAUACUACGACUUUUCGGGUCAGCCACAGUUCGGGCCAACGAUACUAUGGAUCGUUGUAUGCAUGGGGACGCUAGGAGAAGGCUUAUGUUAGUUAGUAGAAAAGGCGUCCGCCGACCAUCCAGCGACUUUGCCAGGCCUCGUAGGCACUUCCUACAAUCUUCUUUCGGGUAUCCACCUGCCCUACGCCUCGUAUCGAUCGAUUUUGUGUCGACCCGAACUGUCGUCGACCCGAAAAGCCGGCAAGCGAAAAAUUCUAGACGUCCGAAGGGCAAAUUUGACAUCAUCAAAUUUAAUGUUCUUUGCAAAAUCCAAUCCAAAUUUGAUCAUUGAAACUCCCUAUGAAAAAAAAAUAUAAAAUAUUUUUUUAGGCCGUGCGCUAAGCAAGUUCACUAUCAACUACAACGACGACUUCGUAGACACUUAUGAAAUCGACGUCAGCAACGGCUAUGACACUCCAGUUUCCAUCCAACCCACCGAUGGGAAAUCGAAGAACUUGACUUGUACCAGCGCGUAAGUUUAGCCACUACGAAAAUUACAGUGUUUAGACACUGUACUUUUCGAUUCAAAAUCCAAUACUAUAAUAUAAAAAUUGUUGAUCUCAUUUCUUUUGUAGAACCUGCGCGGAUGCCGGACAGAGCCAAUCGAUCAAGCACGGAGGAAAAUUCUACGUCAUCUACUGUCCUUGA